AUGGGUUCUAACGGGUCACAUACUGAACCCCAAGUGCGAGAGGAGUGCACCAUGGUGGCGAAGCGAAAGGAAUUCGAACGGACAAAGGUGAUUCAGGAGGCCGUCUUUCUUACCUUCAAAGGGCUGGACACGCACGACGUGUACAAUUGCUGUGUUCCCUUUACGAUCAAUGGCACCUACCACAUCUUCGGACGCGUCGAGCGACGCAGCGAGUGGGUUAAUUCUCACGUCCGCCUCUUCUGCAAGACCGGACAUGACGAGUACACCCUUGUGGAGCACGCGAUGCAAUAUCAGCUGGAAGACCCGUUUCUUGUGAAGAUCAACGGCGAGGCGCUUUUCGGUGGCGUGCGUGUCACAAAGGACCACGGAAAGGUGUCCGGCUACGUCUGCGAUUUCUAUCGCGGCAAAAUAGAUGACCUACACUAUUUUACCUCGGGCCCGAAGAACAUGAAGGAUAUCCGUCUCAUCGGGCUGGCAGACGGGAAAAUUGGUGUUUUUUCCCACCACAAGACCAGCAACACAUGCGUCACCGGCUUUAUCAUUAUUGAUUCACUCGAUGAUCUUUGCUCGCAGGUAAUCGACUCUGCAAAACCGAUCGAUCACACGCUCUUUGGUGACGCGUGGGGUGGUGUGAACCAGCCGUACCUCCUAUCAACAGGUAAAAUUGGCUGCAUUUCUCACCAUGGCUAUCUUGAUACGGAUGCAAACGGCGAGGUUAUCAACGUGUACUGUAUCACGUCCUUCGUUUAUAAGCCGUCAACCAAUACGUGCUACGACUACAAGAUUCUUGGCACCAAAAACUGCUUUCCAGAGUACCCGGCGAAGGCUCCGAAACUGAUAGACUGCGUUUUCGUCUCUGGUAUCGUGAUGCGGGAGGACGGCAAGUGCGACCUGUACAGUGGUGUUGGCGACACCCAGGAGGGUCGAAUGAUGAUCAACUACCCAUUUGAGGGACAUGGCACCAUUGUCGACAAUGUCAACUUUUGA
Molecule: messenger RNA, 987 nt
Organism: Leishmania mexicana MHOM/GT/2001/U1103
Lineage: Eukaryota; Euglenozoa; Kinetoplastea; Trypanosomatida; Trypanosomatidae
Exons: 1
Coding region: 1-987 (328 amino acids)
Source: RefSeq, a predicted model, not a curated record